Monopterus albus (swamp eel) is the source of this 1186-nucleotide messenger RNA. It is a transcript of the gene pggt1b, whose product is annotated as protein geranylgeranyltransferase type I, beta subunit. Gene Ontology annotation, cellular component: CAAX-protein geranylgeranyltransferase complex. The transcript has 9 exons. Gene Ontology annotation, molecular function: CAAX-protein geranylgeranyltransferase activity. Lineage: Eukaryota; Metazoa; Chordata; Actinopteri; Synbranchiformes; Synbranchidae. The record is from RefSeq and is a predicted model, not a curated record. Bases 85 to 1140 code for a protein of 351 amino acids. Gene Ontology annotation, biological process: protein geranylgeranylation.
CUUAAGACCCUCUCUGUAAUAUGAGCUUUUAUUUUGAAACAACAAACAUUCCGGAAAAGGUUCCUCAUAGACGCGGAUGCAAAGAUGGCGGAAGAGGACAGUCAGUUUGAAGAAUUUGAGCAAAUAGACUUUUUAAGAGAUCGGCAUAUCCGAUUCUUCCAGAGAACGCUUCAGGUGUUACCCGAGAGAUAUGCAUCUCUAGAAACAACCAGGUUAACUGUUGUGUUUUUUGCUCUGUCUGGUCUGGACGUGCUGGAUGCUCUUGAUGUGGUUGAUAGGAACAUCAUAAUUGAAUGGAUCUACUCAUUACAAGUUCUGCCCACAGAGGAUCAAUCUAACCUAAGUCGUUGUGGGUUUCGAGGAUCAUCUCAUAUUGGAAUUCCUUAUAGCACUAAGGGUCCAGGGGUGCUCCAUCCAUAUGACAGUGGCCAUGUAGCCAUGACCUACACUGGUCUGUGCUCACUGCUAAUACUGGGAGAUAACCUAGGUCGGGUUAACAAACAGGCCUGUCUGGCUGGUCUCAGAGCACUGCAGCUGGAGGAUGGCAGUUUCUAUGCAGUGCCAGAAGGAAGUGAAAAUGACAUACGCUUUAUCUACUGUGCUGCCAGUAUCUGUUACAUGCUGGAUGACUGGUCAGGCAUGGACAUCCAAAAGGCCAUUGAAUAUAUCCGAGGAAGUUUGUCGUAUGACAACGGCUUUGGUCAGGGAGCUGGGCGAGAGUCACAUGGUGGCUGGACGUACUGCGCCAUAGCCUCUCUGUGUCUGAUGGGUCGGCUGGAGGAAGCACUGAGUAAGCGGGAGCUCGACAGGAUCCGGCGCUGGUGUAUCAUGAGGCAGCAGAGUGGCUUCCACGGGCGCCCCAACAAACCUGUAGACACAUGCUACUCAUUUUGGGUUGGAGCUACGCUAGAGCUGCUAGAUGUGUUCCAGUAUACGAACUUUGACAAGAACAGGAACUUCAUCCUGUCCACACAAGAUCGAUUGGUGGGGGGAUUUGCCAAGUGGCCGGACAGCCAUCCAGCUAGCCCGAGGACUCAGGACAUCCAGCUCCUCACAUUACAGGAACAAGGCAAGGGAGAUGGGCUGAGAGAAACAAUGAGGCACAACAGAUGCGGUAUCGAAAAAGACAUGCAAAUAUGACUGAACAAAAGAAUGUUUUGUGCAAUAAAAGGGAUUCUGCUGCAGU